ACUGCCAAUGGACCUCGGAAGAGAAGGCGUCGCGCUUCUGUGUUGGCGGCGGCUGCUAGCAAGGCGAGACCGAAUGGCUGAGUCGGGGAGGCGCCGAUGUAGGAGACAGCGCGAAGAACGGCGACGGAGACGAAGCAUUCAGCAGAAGGCAGCAGCUUGAGGGGAACCGGCGUCGAGGAGAUGGAAGAGAUCUGUGAUCUCCGGGUCGGGUCUUAGGGUUUUUGGUCGGGUUUUAGGGUCUUAGGGUUGGAGUUCUGUCUUUUCGGCGGUUUGGGCCCGUCGUGGGCCUAAACCCUGACCCCAAAAAAAAAAUCUGAGCGAGCCCGUAUACGACGCUGUUUCCACUUUCCACUUUCCAGUUCAUCGCCUUCAUCUUCGAGAAGGCUCGCAUUCUCAUUUCAAUUGCGGAAGUGGAAGUGAAAAGCGUAGCAGAGGUCAGGUACUUAGGUUCAGUUCCAUGGAUGCUGAUAAGGUCUCCCAUGCUGGAGAGUGCUCCACCUCCACGUCAAUGUCACAGACACAGCAAGAAGAACACGAACAAUGUCCGAACAUGGAGGAAUGCUUGAAGCUUCUGAAAGGAGAUCGAGACGAGCAGCGCCUAGCUGGACUCCUUCUGGUAACCAAGUUCUGCAAAGCAGAGGAUCACUCCUCCCUCCGUAAGGUCUACCACGCCGUCGGCACCUCCUUCCUCCAUCGCCUUCUCAGAACCGGCAUGCCUAAACCCGAAUCUGUUAAUAACGAUAAUCGAGUUGCAUAUUUGCACCUUGCCGUUACUGUUCUUGCUGCUUUGUGUCGCGUUCCUGAUAUUGCUUCUUCUCAAGACAUGCUUUCAAAAAUCCCUCUCAUUUUGGAAGUCAUCUCCACCCCAUCUGGUUCGUCGGUUCUUGAAGAAUGCUAUGAGUUUUUAUACUUGGUAUCGGCUGCAUCUAGUGAUGGAAUUAUGAAGCUUUAUGAAUCUGGAGGCAUCAAGAUACUAGCUUCUCAAAUGCCUUCUCUGCAGGAUGGUUCACAUCUAAUGGAAAUAUCUAUAAAACUCUUGCAAUUGAUUUUGAGUAGGAUAUCCUUGGAUAUAAUCUACAAUGAUUACUUACCUGAGCUCUUGGUUAUUUUAACAGCAAUAGCAAGGCAGUUUGCAGUCUUACACACAUCCUUAAAAUUUGAUGCUCUCCACCUGCUUAAUGGCAUUCUUUCUCCAAAAGACACGGCACAAUUUCUUGCUGCACUUCGAACACUUUCCAAAGAUAAUAUUUCAGACAAUAUUCGCAUUGGUAUUGUUGCUGUUUUGCAGAAUCGUGUUGGUAUGUUGAGACCAUUUGCUGAGAUAUAUUUACUAUGCUAUUUUACCUUGUUUUUCCUACUUCAUUUCUCACUGCUAUGGUUUUUUAGGUGUUUAUUGCUUGUCUUGGAGCAGUCAAGGGUUGAAAUUGCUGUUCUGCUGAAUGAGUUGGCCUAUCUAAAGUAUGAAGCACCGCAGGAUACAUCAGCUACUGCUGAGGCAAUUGAGCUAAAGCGGCGAAAUGUCGCUGUUGCCUGCUCUUUGGUUGAGAAGAUAAUAAAGUUAAUUUCAAACAUUGGUGGAAAUGAUGGAAACCUGCUUGAUGAAGGCACCUUGACAAAGCUGAUUCACCAACUUAAUGAGACAAUUAUGGUUGUACUAGAGUAUUUAGAAGAUGCAAAGGAACAUGGGCAAAAGAAAGGGGACGAUUUACUUGCGUCUGUUAGGAUUAUUGGGAGCUAUCUUGCUGAAGUGCCUCUUGCAUGCAAGGAGAAGGUUCAAAAUCUUUUAGGCUAUAUGCUUUCUGUUGAAGGAGAAGAUGAACAAAGCCCCUUUUAUGCUGUGUGCUUUCUGCUACCCCUGUUGUGUCAAAUUACUAUGGAGAUUGAAGGAUGCAAAGCUAUGGCUUCAUGCGGAGGACUCAAAAGUGUUAUAGAUUGCUUCAGUAAAUUAGUUGGGCCAGAUGGUUAUAUGGUUGAGGACAAUGGUUGCAUCUUUUUGGCAUGUGAUACAAUAAUGAACCUUCUACUAAAGAAUGACAAAAUUCAGUUGACGGUAGAUGAAUCGUCCUUUGUUAGUCUUCUGAGGGCAUUGGCUUAUUGGUCAGGAAAUACUGAUGACAUGUCAAGUAUGAUGAUGGCGGCAACCAUUUGUGCACUGGUAUUUGAUUAUACAUCAGAAGAGGCCCUUUUAAGCUGUUCUGAUUUCAAUAAUACCAUUCUUGGCAGUCUUUAUGAACUCAUCACAAGAUGUCUGGCUUCAUCAAAACAGGAUACAAAUGUGGAUAUGGAUCUCUCUGAGAUUAUUUCUGCUGGUUUCUCUCGAUGGGUUCAUAGGUACCCCCACAUCAGAGAGGCUAUGAAGACAUGAUUUUGACCACGUGAUUAGUUGUACGGACUACGCAUAUGCUUUCGAUGGAGGAUUACAAUCCGGUGAUUGCGGUUUGUAAUUAGCUUUGAUUUCAAGUCCUUUUAUAAAAUAUGAUAUUUUUGCGCAUUAUUCAAUCAUGUGAUGUUAUUAAAA
This is a messenger RNA of Arachis duranensis, 2518 nucleotides long. RefSeq lists its product as uncharacterized. NCBI's taxonomy places the organism in Eukaryota, Viridiplantae, Streptophyta, Magnoliopsida, Fabales, Fabaceae. Bases 458 to 2365 code for a protein of 635 amino acids. The transcript is spliced from 16 exons. The record is from RefSeq and is a predicted model, not a curated record.